AUGAGCGGGCUGAAUGUCAAAAAGCUCAAAGUCAAUGAGCUGAAGGAAGAGCUCCAGCGGCGAGGCCUGGACACCCGCGGGCUGAAGGCGGAUCUGGCGGACCGAUUGCAGGCGGCGCUGAAGGCCGAGGCGGCGGGGUCUGCGCCAUCGGACGAGCAGGAUCAAGACUAUGAGGCUGGCGGGGAGCCGGGAGAGGGCAAUGAUUAUCAGGAGGAAGAUAACUGUGACCUGCACUUCAAGGUGGCUCGUGACAGAAACAGUGGUUACCCUCUGACCAUUGAGGGUUUUGCCUACCUGUGGGCAGGUGCUCGAGCCACUUACGGUGUUACCAAAGGACGUGUGUGCUUUGAAAUGAAGAUAAAUGAGGAAAUUUCAGUAAAGCACCUUCCUUCGUCUGAGCCUGACCCUCAUGUGGUGAGAAUCGGAUGGUCCCUGGAUUCUUGCAACACUCAACUCGGUGAAGAACCCUUCUCUUUUGGCUAUGGAGGAACUGGCAAGAAAUCCUCCAACUGUAAAUUUGAAGACUAUGGGGAAAAGUUCAGUGAAAAUGACAUCAUUGGCUGCUAUAUUGACUUUGAAAGCAGUGAGGAAGUAGAAAUGGCAUUCUCCAAGAAUGGCAAGGCGCUGGGCCCAUGUUUCCAUGUCUCUCGAGAGGAACUGGCCGACCGUGCUCUUUUCCCACAUGUAUUGGUGAAGAACUGUGCCGUGGAAUUCAACUUCGGACAGAGAGAGGAGCCCUUUUUCCCUCAGCCAGAGGGCUUCACCUUCAUUCAGGAUAUUCAUCUAGAGGAGCGAGUCAGAGGAACACUGGGACCUGCUACUAAAGCUGAUUGCGAGAUCCUGAUGAUGGUUGGUCUGCCUGGUAGUGGAAAAACCACCUGGGCCAUAAAACAUGCUGAAGAAAACCCUGACAAGAAGUACAACAUCCUGGGCACGAAUGCUAUCAUGGAGAAGAUGAAGGUCAUGGGACUUCGUCGUCAGCGCAACUAUGCCGGACGCUGGGACCUACUUAUUCAGCAGGCCACGCAGUGUCUCAACAGGCUCAUCCAGAUUGCUGCCCGCAAGAAGCGCAACUACAUCCUGGAUCAGACAAAUGUAUAUGGAUCAGCCCAGAGACGAAAAAUGCGUCCUUUUGAAGGUUUUCAACGCAAGGCUAUUGUAAUUUGUCCCACGGAUGAGGAUUUAAAAGAGCGAACGUUAAAGCGAACUGAUGAGGAAGGGAAGGAUGUUCCCGAUCAUGCUGUGUUAGAAAUGAAAGCAAAUUUUGUGCUGCCCGAAGUUGGCGAGUUCCUGGACGGGGUGACAUUCGUAGAGCUUCAGCAGGAAGAAGCCGACGCUCUCAUCAAGCAGUACAUCGAAGAAGGCCGUAAAGCUGGCCCUCCUCCAGAGAAGCGCUUUGAUAACCGCCAGGGUGGUUUCCGCGGCCGUAGUAACUUCCAGCGCUAUGACAGUCGUGGUGGACCUCAGGGUGGCAGAGGUGGCUACCAGAACCGGGGCAGCUCUGGAGGUGGAGGCUACCGAGGAGGAUACAACCGUGGAGGCUACAACCAGAAUCGCUGGGGAAAUAACCACAGGGAUGGAGGUUCUGGAGGCCGUGGUGGAUACAACCGUAAUCAGCAGUCUGGAGGCAGUUACAACCACAACCGCCAGGGCUCCUACAACAAGAGUGGCUCUGGAUCAUCUGGAGGCUACAACCAGUCACAGCCUCAGUCUUACAGUCAAGGCUACAACCAGGGCUACAACCAGAGCAACUACAACCAAGGGUACAACUACAGCAACUACAGUCAAUACCCAGGAUACAACCAGAGCUACAGUCAAACUCCAGCACCCGCAGCCCAGACCUACAACCAGCAGCAGCAGAGCUACAAUCAACAGUACCAGCAGUACGCUCAGCAGUGGCAGCAGUACUACCAGAACCAGAGCCAGUGGAACCAGUACUAUAACCAAUACGGCAGUUACGGCAACUAUAACCAGCAGGGCAGCCAAGGCAGCCAGGGCGCCCAGGGAACACAGUAGUAGCAUCGCAGCCGUUUCAGACGGCCCAUUCCCCUAAGCAGCAUUCCUCAUGCCUUUUUUGUGCUCCUUCUCUUACCCAGUCUUAUCCUUUUUUGCCUGCUCUCUGUAAACCUUUAUUCUCUCCCUAUUUAAGCCAACCUUAAAGGUAACCACAUUUCUGUGGCCCUCCAUUGCUCUGUUUGAGUUUUGGUGAGAAGUAUCCCUUUUUUGCUCUUCUACUAAAUAUUUGUUUACAUAAAGCUUGAUCUUUUUUUUCCCUCUGUGUACUUGUAGAUGAGAGGUUCGACAUUUGAUUUUAGUAAUGUGUGGUUUAGUCCGCUGCAAACAGCUCACACUGAUGUGCUUGAAUGUUUCAAAAUAGAGCAGGAGAAAUCUGAGGAAGCUUCGCACGCUUAGAUUUACAUCUGAUGUAUAGAGUGAAAGAGAGGCAAGGUGUUUCUGUGUUCCAAUAGUUUUACCACUGAUUUUAUUUUAUUUUUUAUCUUUUAAGAUUAAAGAACCACAUUUUGCGGUAGAUGGUUAUGGGUAUUGUUCUGUGUAUGAUCAUAUGCCUGUAUGUACACAUCAAUGUAAGACCAUGUAACACUUUUGUCUAGGUACAUCAUAUUGGAAAUUUUAAUAACCUAAAUCUUGAAUAACACUUUUCUGAUGUCUCAAGCCUGUGAAGGUUAUCAUUUUCCUUUUUAUAUACCAUUUUUCAAAUGACUCUGAUUGGUCUGAUGCACAUCUACUCCCAGAUUAGUAAUGAUCCAAACUAGUUCCUGUGUGGAUAUGUUUUUACCUUGUGUCUUGUCUGUAAAGCAGUAUCUGCAUAUGGUUUUGUGUCAAAUCAAAACACAUUAUUUUGUAUUUGAGAAUAUAAUCAGACGAACCA
Messenger RNA from Sinocyclocheilus grahami, 2890 nucleotides. Its product is annotated as heterogeneous nuclear ribonucleoprotein U-like protein 1. Gene Ontology annotation, molecular function: protein binding; RNA binding. Bases 1 to 2016 code for a protein of 671 amino acids. The record is from RefSeq and is a predicted model, not a curated record. NCBI's taxonomy places the organism in Eukaryota, Metazoa, Chordata, Actinopteri, Cypriniformes, Cyprinidae. The transcript has 12 exons. Gene Ontology annotation, biological process: alternative mRNA splicing, via spliceosome. Gene Ontology annotation, cellular component: nucleus.